Messenger RNA from Oncorhynchus kisutch (coho salmon), 12997 nucleotides. RefSeq names its product histone-lysine N-methyltransferase, H3 lysine-36 and H4 lysine-20 specific-like. The coding region runs from base 2919 to 10250 and encodes 2443 amino acids. Gene Ontology annotation, cellular component: nucleus. Gene Ontology annotation, molecular function: protein binding; histone methyltransferase activity. NCBI's taxonomy places the organism in Eukaryota, Metazoa, Chordata, Actinopteri, Salmoniformes, Salmonidae. The record is from RefSeq and is a predicted model, not a curated record. The transcript has 22 exons.
AUGACUGUGGCUGUGGUAACUCGUGACGACCGUUGCUUAAACAUCUGCGUCCAUUUCCUGGACACAAUGUCCACGAUUUCAAAACCAGGAUUACGAACGAAAUGCAUAAUAUUCUAUAUUUUUGAUCGCAUUAUGGCAGGAUUACAUGUUUUUUUUGUAUUAUUAUUAUUGUGAAUGCCUUUAUAGGGCUACGUUUCCUUGAAGUCCCGUGCGCAUGCGCUUUGAUCCCCUCCUAUUUUAUAUUUAAAAAAAAAAAUCAGACGAAAAUGGCUACCUUUCUCAGUUAAACCUCUGUCUUAGAAGAUUAAAUAAAGAUGAAAUACCCAGCGCAUAAUGUAAACCAGGAUCAAGUCAAUAGCCAUGGAAUAUAGGGCUUAGAAUGCAUCCGUUUGUAUCAUGAUGUUGUGGCGGUCAAGAAUGGAAAAUCUAUCCGUUUCAUAUUUAACCCAUUGCAUUCCAUGAUCCGCCUACAAAUUAGAAAAUGAUGCACCAAGUCACUAGCAGCAGCAAUGACUAUUGCAUGAGUGGCAUUGCAGAGGAAUGUCAACACCCAACCAGCCACUUUGACUUAUGUAGCUCGCAAUCCAACAAAUUCUACCCUUCGCCCCCACCCCCUACUCUACAGCUGCCUCGCCCUAACCUACCCACUCUUCCACAAGGCAUGCACAAACCCAUGCCGUGUCAAAUGCAACAAGAGACCCAGAAUGAGUUCCACGCUCAGACAGUGAGGAUCCGAGGGCCCAGUGAGGCUCCAACUGGGCCAGAGAGCUCCAAGAAAAAGAAAGGAAGCGUUGUCAAAUCCGGCCGUAGAGGGAGACCCUCGGGGACCACAAAGUCAGCCGGUUACCGGACAAGCACCGGACGUCCGUUGGGGACCACGAAAGCUGCGGGGUUCAAGACCAGUCCCGGCAGGCCUCUGGGUACAACCAAAGCAGCAGGCUACAAGGUUAGCCCUGGCAGGCCUCCUGGUAGCAUCAAGACUCUGGCUCGGCUCAAGAAACUGGAGUACGGGAGCUGUGAUGGUACCAAGAAACUAGACUUCAGUAACUGCGGCGGCGGAGCAAAGAAACUGGACUAUGCCAGCUGCGAAGUGGCACCUUUCCCUUACACCCUGAUGCAGAAACGAGGCUUGCGUGAGCCUACUGGCAAAAUGGAGGAAACUAACGAGUAGUUAUGCCUUCGUCUCUAUCCAUUGCCUAGAACUCAUAUUUGAAUGCUUGUCCUAAAGGGUGUUGAUGACCAGAAGGGACUCAUGUAGCCAAAAUAUGGGUUGACUUUUGGAUAGGUCUGUCACUGGCUACCUACGAAUGGCUCCUCCUCUCUUCACUGUACUCUGCUGAUAUCGUCACCAUUUAAUCUGUCCCUAUCCAAAGACUGAAAUCGCUCUCUUUUUUUUUCAAUACGUUUAUCUUAUUUUACAGAGAUUGCAUGAUGAGACAUAUAAUACAAUCAAUAUACUUUAGCUAAACAGGAAUGAGAGAAAUAUCCUACUAUUCGUCAUAAUCUUUUCAAAUGCCAGCUGUCUGGAGAAGGGUUGUUGUUUUGUUCUAAUGUUUAAAUAUCUGAUCUGUUUUCUUCAUCUGUUUAUGUUAUGCUCUGAUAUAAUGUGCUUUAUUAUUAGUAGUCUAUUUGUCCUUCUGAUGUUUUCCACAUUGAAAAAUGCAUCGGGAGUAGAAAACAACACAAAACAAACUAGCAAAACGUGAAUCUUAAGCUUCUCCCAGAGUGCAUGUGGCUGUGUUUGUCUUUUUGUGUUGUCUGGUAUGACAUGUAUUUCAUUUGUGUUUAUAUGCAGCAUUGUGAGACAUGGGACUGGAUUCAAUGCGGUAUAACAUUGUUAUAACACAGUUUCUGUCAUUUCGUUUGAACUGUGCAUCUGAAAACCUCUCAUAAUACUUAUUUGACGACAUAGCAAUGGUUAUUUCUAACAAUUUGUAAAUAUGAAUAGUUUUGUCUUCUCAAUCUACUGUAUUAUUCUUUGUUCUUACACGGUAACUUAUCACUUGAUAAAAGCAAACCCAGAAUGAAAUGUUGUUAUGCUGUUGAGUAGGAGAUUUAAUUUUAGAGAGAAAAUGCUAUGUGGUGGAGUAUGUGUAACGACAUUGUAAUGUAUGUAUGAGCCCCCCCCCCCCCCCCCCCCCCCCCCCAAAUAAUGAAAUGGUCAUUUCAAAAUGAUCAUAUUGUCUUGACUGAUAUUUUAAGGGUGUAUAGUGUUUUGACAAUAGUAUAGACAAUUGUGUUUGUAAAGUGCAGACAAAGACCUAUGCACAUCUUAUCAUAUCAUGGGGUCCAGGGCCCACUAUGGGCCAGUGGACCCCACCUUUAUAAAACACUGAUUGCAUGUCCAACUAUUCUUCAAGAUAAAUAUAAGGAAUUCUGUUUUAAUCCUGACAUUCACAUCCUAUAAUGUUUCUAAGGAGAUAUAUGUACAUAAACAUGGGUAUAGUGUAUUACAUGGGCCUAGAAUUACAUAUGGCCUGUAUUGUGAAUCUCAUAGUACUGAGAAACCAAUAUUGAAUGAGGAGAAAAGAACAAGACAUUUCAUAUAAUUUCAACAUAAAAACAUUGGGCCACGUUGAAAAAAAAUCCAAUCUAAUUUUCUUAUUGUCUGGGCCCCUGACAUUGCAUGUGCCUUUUCUUCGCUCUACGGUCUCCAGAGUGACGGCUUCGCAAGGUUACAAAUCGGCAGAUUGGUCAUCAAUGAAGAGAAGCUUGCCUAUCAGGCCGACGCUGAUGAGAUAGUACAGAAGGUGAAGGGGAGAGAAUGAGAGCUGUGGGUCUUUCUUGGCCUACUACUGCUGGGAUUGUGCAGAUCCGCUUUCACAAAUCGAAAAAAACAUACGCUUCAUGCCCCAAUCUGAAAGACCCGCAGUUGGCGUUAUUGUGACCGACCUCCAAAUGGAAGGAGCCAUGACAACAUGAAUCGGUCAUACAGACGGGCUGUAAGGGGCUGCUCAGGCUCAGCAUCAGCCACAGUGUACAGCUCAGGCCAGCCAGAGUUGAGGCCCCCCAAUGGCCUCUCAGUUUCUGCCACUUCCUAUGUAAACCAGUGUAACAGCAGCACCAAGCAUGGUUCAACAGACCAACUGUCGGCGGCCAUGCAACUGUCAACCUCCUCCCUCAAACAGGCACCUAGCUACGUGUAUAACCAGGCAGAGAAGGAGAGGCCACACUGCUACAGUCCUCUGCUGAGGCUCCAGGACCUCUCCACUAUGGUACACAGACCUGGGUCUGAUCUGGGACCCGGGCCCCAGCCUAAGGAUCUCGACGCCAGGAAGCAUUUACACUCUCACAGCCCAGUGGGAGUCUCUAGUUUUGGGGGACCCCUGGUCCGACUGCCCCCCUCUACUGGUAACGAGGAGACAGAACCCUGCGAGGAUUCCAUGCGGGAUCAGAACGGUUUCUCUCCUGUUAGUUCUGAUAGUUUGGAGCGCUGCUCCCCCAUCCCCAAUGGAUACCUGCAUUUUGAGUCCACCUUGUUUGACAGUGGGGACAGGGAGAAUGAGGACGACGAGGAGGAAGAGUUGGUACCUUUUCAACAACACUCUGCUAAGUCCGCCAGAGACAGAACAGUGGCAGACCCUAACACCACCUCUGGUUCAGGGGUAGGCCAUACCAGCACAUACAAACCCUCUGUUCUCAACCUGAUGUCGAAGAGUCUAUCUGAACUGGACCCUACUCUGAGCCCCAGUGCCCUGCCUGACAUGUCCAUGGGGGAUGGCUGGAGUAUGGACCAGGACUCUGACAGUGACAGUGACAGUGCGAUGACAGGAGACACACUUGACCAUGGUCUCAUCUCACCUGUUGGAACCAACUCUAAUCCCAACAGCCCAAAGAAGAAGCCCCUCCCAGUAGUGCAGUACUUGGAGGGAGAUCUGGUCUGGGCCAAGUUCAACCGCCGCCCCUGGUGGCCCUGUAGAGUUACCAUAGAUCCUCUGGAGAGGAUACACACACGCAUGAAAGUCCCCAGUCGUCGCCCUUGUCGUAUGUAUUAUGUGGAGACUCUGGGGGAGAUGGCAGACCAUGCCUGGGUACCUGGGAAAGUGACCUACCCCUUCACAGGAGGAGAGCGGUUCACAGAUCUGCCUGUGCUGAGACGGAGAGGGAAACAGAGAGAAAAGGACUACAAAUACACAAUACCCAAGCGUCUGUUUGAGUCGUGGAAAGUCGGUGUGCUGGAAGCUGAGUUUCUCCUACCUGACCUGCUGAAGAAUACUGCUGUCUCUUCUUCUAUGCCCUCUAACAGUGAAGAGCGGGUGUCCUUUCCACUGCCUGAUGAAAAACCAUCCGAGGCCCCCUCUUGUUCCUCCUCUAUGCUCACUGCACCCCCCUCCUUCAGCCCUCCCCCCAACAGAAACAAACAUCCCCCUGCUGCCGACCUGGCCGUAGCGAACGACAGUAGCAGCAAAAAUAAACCCUGCCAGAAGAAGAAGAAGAAGAGGAAGGGUUUGGCGGAGAUCUUUGGUCAUAUAGGUGGAAAUCCCACAGAGUCACUAAGCAUCCUAGACUUGGCCAACCAAAUGCCUGCUGCCGCAGCUGAUCCGCUGAAAGAAGAAGAUCCUAAGGACUCUCCAUACGCAGACCUGGAUUCUGUACCAACCAUUGUGCGUCCCAAACGGUCUGAGAAACCUGCUAAAGAAGACCCAGAGAAACCGUCUGAACCCUCACAAGAGGAGACAGAGGAAGGGGGCAAGAAGGAGUGGGCUACUCCUCCUGAAAAGGCCAAAGACAGGCAUGUGGUCAUGGUGGUUCCUAGGCAUGUAGUUCCCAUCUCCUCAUCCCCAAAUAUUUUAGUAAACAAAUCCCUUUUCAAUUACAGAACUACAAAAAACACAAAUGUUUUACAGUCAAAACAGAAGUUGGGCUCUUCUGAACUGAAGAAUAUAAAUGCUCUUGAUAAGCCCUCUCUGCAACUCCCUUCCAGCAGACGUCUGAUGACCAGGGCCCUGAAAGCAGAGGAAGAGACAGAUCUCAAACAGGCUCUGCUGGCCUCAAGCCAAAACUUGACAAACGAUAGGCUUAAUGUACAUUCUUCUGACGAUGAUGAUGAUGUGAGCGAUAUUGUUCAGAUCAGAACAGAGUCGUCUACUAGCAGGGAUUCUUCACCAGACAAAACCAGAUCCUCUGCUAGCUCUCCUAAAAAACAGCCCGAGUCUGAUUGGAAGCACCUCCACAACGGCUCGUGGAAAAACUCAGAAGAUGUGACUCCAGGGUCCAGUAAGCCUGUCAUACCCUCUAUUAAGGUCAAGGAAGAGAACAUUGUCUCAGACAUAUCCUCCUGUUCUUCCCCCACCUCCUCUCUCUCUCCCAUGGACACUUUCCAGGAUGUCAAGGAGCUGUCAUUCAAAUCCCUAGUGAAGGAGGAGAGUGACUCUGGGGAAUCUAACACUAAUUUUAAACCUGAGCCUAAUUACAAGUUCAGUACUUUCCUGAUGCUCCUGAAGGACAUGCAUGAUACCAGGGAGAAAGAGGGCAAGCCCCUGACCAUGCCUCCCUCGCAAGCCCUCAUCCAGGAGGAACCCAUGGUCAUAGCCACUGUCCAAGCACCAGACGACACCCUGAACACUGCUGCUGGCGGGGACUGGACACCAACGGGGACCAAAAUCCAAAACGGCCAGCAUGCGAGCUCGCUAAAACCCAAGAGCACACCAGCCAAACCCAAGAGCACACCGGCCAAACCCAAGAGCACACCGGCCAAACCCAAGUCCAAAACUAAACCCAUCAUGAAAAACGACACAUACAAACUUGAAGGGAAAACGGUGCUGGCUCAGAUGGUGGCGAACGCGGUGGAGAAGCAGCAGCGGAGGAAGCCGAGACCACCAGCCAAGCUCAGGGCCACCAUCGCUGGUCUCUCUACCGAGUUGGCCGACCUAGCCUGGGGGAGGGAGUUUGUCUCUGGACACGCUGACCUGGCUGAGCCUGGCCUCAGCCCCCCUCCUGUUCCUCCUGUCCCCUCCGCUGCUGACUCCUCAUCCUACCUCGACAAGAGCCCGGGUACCAAAGUGGCCCCUAAGAAGCGCUGGCAGACGUUUGCUCAGCAGGGGCCGGUGAAACCUGGGAAGGAUCCAGGGGACCCGGGUGGGGUGGCCUCACCGCAGGGGCUUGCGGAAGUGAAUGGGGUCUACAGAGACUGCCAGGGAGGGACACCAGACCCCAUCAGCUCCCCUGAUCUAAACCUGGGGAUGGAGAAGCAAGAUGACACAUCAGCACAUUCUGAAAACAAACGGCUGAGGAAACCCAGCAAAAGACUGCUGGAAUCCACAGAGGAGGAACAAUUCUUCUCCCCGAAGAAACAAAUAAAGAAACUUUUGGAAUCUUCCAAAACCUCUCCGAGCCGUUCUUCAGCCCCAGCCCUGCUAAUGUACACCUCUACACCCACCCCUCUCCCUACCUCUGGGGAGCCAGCCAGCCCCAGCCCUGGCCCUACCUCUGGGGAGCCAGCCAGCCUCACCCCUGGCCCUACCUCUGGGGAGCCAGCCAGCCCCAGCCCUGGCCCUACCUCUGGGAAGCCAGCCAGCCCCAGCCCUGGCCCUGCCUCUGGGAAGCCAGCCAGCCCUACCCCUGACCCUACCUCUGGGAAGCCAGCCAGCCCUACCCCUGACCCUACCUCUGGGAAGCCAGCCAGCCCCACCCCUGACCCUACCUCUGGGAAGCCAGCCAGCCCCAGCCCUGGCCCUACCUCUGGGAAGCCAGCCAGCCCCACCCCUGACCCUACCUCUGGGAAGCCAGCCAGCCCCAGCCCUGGCCCUACCUCUGGGAAGCCAGCCAGCCCCAGCCCUGACCCUACCUCUGGGAAGCCAGCCAGCCCUACCCCUGACCCUACCUCUGGGAAGCCAGCCAGCCCCACCCCUGGCCCUACCUCUGGGGAGCCAGCCAGCCCCAGCCCUGGCCCUACCUCUGGGAAGUCAGCCAGCCUCACCCCUGGCCCUGCCUCUGGGAAGCCAGCCAGCCCCACCCCUGACCCUACCUCUGGGGAGCCAGCCAGCCCCACCCCUGGCCCUGCCUCUGGGGAGCCAGCCAAAACAAAGGCCCUAGCAGGGCUGAAGCAGAGUCUGUCUCAAGAUGUCCUCCACCGUGUUAUAGAAUCAUUAUCCAAACAACCCCCAGCAGUGACCUCUUUCUCUACUGACUCAUCAUCCGAUGGGGCAAACCCUCCUCUGCCCUCUGACCCAGUAUCCCUGGAGAGGAAGAGGCCAAGGAAGCCGUCUCACAAGGUCCUGGAAUGCACCAUAGAAGAAGUGUCAGGCAGUCCUCCAAAGAAGAAGGAGUUGAAGAACCAGAGUGUACAGACAGACGUGAAAACAGAAGUCAGGGACACUCAGGUUAAGACUGUGAAGAAAGAAGUGCCUGUAUCCAGCGUGACAACUCCAGAGAGCAUGGUUUCUCUGCAGGCGUCCUCCCCUGCCUGGCCCCCUAGCCCUACAGUGCUCCUCACCCCCAAGGAAGAGACAGAGAAGAUCAGUCCUGGGGUGGGAGGAGAGAGCCACACCAACGGAGAGAGAACACCUAAACCUGAGGUGUUCUCUCCUGGUCUGAAUGACAGUUUCUCCCUACCUGGUGAAGGGUCCCUGGUCUCCAGCACUAAGAAGAACACAGGAGAGAAAGGAGGAGCUGCGUCCAUGAAGGAGAAUGUCUGUCAGGUGUGUGAGAGGACAGGUGAGCUGCUGCUGUGUGAGGGCCAGUGCUGUGGGGCGUUCCACCUGCAGUGUAUCGGCCUAUCAGAAGCCCCUAGAGGGAAGUUCAUCUGUUGUGAAUGCACUAAAGGGAUCCACACGUGCUUUGUGUGUAAGAAGUCUGGCGACGGUGUAAAGAGGUGCAUGGUGCCUGUAUGUGGGAAGUUCUACCACAACGAGUGUAUCCUGAAACACACACCCACCCAGCCCCAGAGUAAAGGGGUUCGCUGCUCCCUCCACGUCUGUCUGUCCUGCCACAUCACCAAUCCCCUCAACCCCUGCAUUUCCAAAAGUCGUCUGACCCGCUGCGUGCGCUGCCCUGUUGCGUACCACGCAAACGACUACUGCAUGGCGGCAGGCAGCAUUGUCCUGGCCAACAACAGCUUCCUGUGUCCAAACCACUUCACCCCCCGCAAGAACUACAAGAACCACGAACACAUCAACGUCAGCUGGUGCUUCGUCUGCUCAGAAGGGGGCAGUCUGCUGUGCUGCGAGGCCUGUCCUGCUGCCUUCCAUCAAGAGUGUCUGAACAUCGAGAUGCCCGAGGGGAGCUGGUUCUGCAACGACUGCAAGGCCGGGAAGAAACCGCACUUCAAGGACAUCCUCUGGGUUAAAGUGGGAAGAUUCAGGUGGUGGCCUGCGGAGGUGUGUCUUCCUAAGAACAUCCCAGAGAAGAUUCUCCGUAUGAAACAUGAGGUGGGGGAGUUCCCCGUUCAGUUCUUUGGUUCUAAGGACUACGCCUGGACCUACCAGGCCCGAGUCUUCCCUUACAUGGAGGGAGAUGCCAACAACAAGGACAAGAUGGGGAAGGGUUGUGACGCCAUCUACAAGAAAGCUCUGAAUGAAACAGCUGAGCGGUUUAUAGCGCUUCAGGCUGAGAAGGAGAUGAGACAGCUUCAGGAGGACAGGAGGAACGACAAGAAACCUCCUCCCUACAGACACAUCAAGGUGAACCGACCAAUUGGCAAGGUCCAGAUCAUCACGGCGGACCUAUCGGAGGUGCCUCGCUGUAACUGCAAGGCGUCUGAUGAGAACCCGUGUGGCAUGGACUCCGAGUGUAUCAACCGCAUGUUGAUGUAUGAGUGCCACCCUCAGGUGUGUUUGGCAGGGGAGAGGUGUCUGAACCAGAGUUACACCAAGAGACAGUACACCCAGGUGGAGAUCUUCAGAACCUUGUCACGAGGCUGGGGGCUACGGGGCGUCUCCGACAUCAAGAAGGGUGCAUUUGUGAAUGAGUACGUGGGGGAGGUGAUAGACGAGGAGGAGUGCAGAGCCAGGAUCAAACAUGCUCAAGAGAACGACAUCUGUAACUUCUACAUGCUCACUCUGGACAAGGACCGGAUUAUAGAUGCUGGACCCAAGGGGAACCAGGCGAGGUUCAUGAAUCACUGCUGCCAGCCGAACUGUGAGACCCAGAAGUGGACGGUAAACGGAGACACCAGGGUGGGGCUCUUUGCCCUGGAGGACAUCCCCGAAGGUGUGGAGUUGACCUUCAACUACAACCUGGAGUGUCUUGGUAACGGGAAGACGGUGUGUAAAUGUGGAGCGCCCAACUGCUCUGGGUUCCUGGGGGUCCGACCAAAGAACCAGCCAUCUAAAGCACGGGAAGGAAGGGAACUAAAGGAGGGCAAGAAGAAGGUUCUGGUGAAGAGGAAGCCUCAGCAGGAGGUGACGAAGGAGAGGGAGGACGGGUGUUUCAGCUGUGGGGACGGAGGACAGAUCGUGUCCUGUAAGAAGACAGGAUGUCCCAAGGUCUACCACGCAGACUGUCUCAACCUGGCCAAGAGACCUGCAGGCCGUUGGGAGUGCCCCUGGCACCAGUGUGACGUCUGCGGUCAUGAGGCAGCCUCCUUCUGUGAGAUGUGUCCCAGCUCCUUCUGCACGCAGCACCGUGAGGGCUUGCUCUUCAUCUCUAAGAUAGACGGGCGGCUCGCCUGCAACGAUCACGACCCCUGUGGACCCGAGCCCCUGGAACCAGGGGAGAUCAGGGAGUACGUACCUCCUGGGGGCAUGCCUCUCCCCCACCUCACCCACCCCCAGGGUCAGGUCCCACCCAGGCCUGGUUCCACCACUGCUGGUUCUAUCCCCUCCACAGUUGCCCCAGACCUGACCCAGGACUCGCUACUGCCCCCUACAGGGAGCUUGUUCCUCAACACCUCCCAGAACUCCAAUACCUCCUCCUACGGACCCCCUAGCAGUCCCUACAUGUCUGAUAGUCAAAUACUGCACUUCUCCCUUCCUUCUCCCCCCUCCUCCUACAAGGACGUGAAAGAGGAGGAGGAGGAGGAUGGAGAGCUGGAAGACGGACAGGUGGGUGGAUUAGAAGAGGAUGCAGAGGAGGAUGAAGAAGAGGAGGAAGGAGAGGCGAUGGAGGUAGUUGAGGAGGAAGAUGAGCAGUAUGAGGGCAGACUAGGAGAGGCGGAAGGGGGAGAUGUGUAUGACACCUGGGGGGACUACAUGGAGGAAGAGCCAGACGAUGAGGGGGAGGUAGAGGGACAGGAGGAGGAGCCAGACGAUGAGGGGGGGGUAGAGGGACAGGAGGAGGAGUGGGGGAGGGUGGAAGAUGAAGAGAAAUGAACUCUGUUUUACAUCCCUCCCCCUUGUCUUCCAUUCCUUCUUCCAUCUAUCCACCUCUUACGAAAAUACUGUUUCUCUAGCUCUCAUCUCUCUAGUGACAUUCUGAUGGACUGACACUGAGAGACAGAGAGAGAGAUUGUCCUGGUGGUGCCAAGUGAAAUACGAAGCUGCCUCUGUGUUCACACUGCAUUGCCUUCCUAUGCCCAGCAUAGCAUAGCACAGUGUGGGAUAUAAACUGGUGCUAAGGGGCUGGGAGGACUGCUCUGGUCAGCCUCUGGUCCAUCUGUUGAUAUGUUAUUAGUAUGUGCUCUGGUCAGCCUCUGGUCCAUCUGUUGAUAUGUUAUUGGUAUGUGCUCUGGUCAGCCUCUUGUCCAUCUGUUGAUAUGUUAUUAGUAUGUGCUCUGGUCCAUCUGUUGAUAUGUUAUUGGUAUGUGCUCUGGUCAGCCUCUUGUCCAUCUGUUGAUAUGUUAUUAGUGACUGGUGCUGUUUUUCUUCUCUCAAAGUAUUUUUUUUUUUUUUUUUUUACAAUUGGAAAACAAAAAAGGAUGGGCAGCCUCACUCAGCCACACCCUGACUAUACCGGGUCUGUUGCGUGUGUGACCAUUGCAAAAUAAAUGUACAAAUUCAAUCAUUUCAUCCACACUGCUUGCGCACGUCAACUAACGUCUUCGAUGCCAAACUCUGAAGUAGAACAUGGUUCUUUUUGAGACACUCGAUGCACAAUGUCACGUCUCCUUAUUGCUUUACAUAAGGAUACAACCCCACAUGUUUGCUUGAAAUGAGAAACCUGCAGAUAUUAUUCAAAGAGAACUUACUAGGUUUCCCUUUUAAUUUGGGGAUUAUACGCCGGAAUGGAGAUACAUACACACACAUACACAUAUACAUACAUACACAUAUACAUACAUACACACACAUAUACACACACACACAUAUACACACACACACACACACACAAUUUUUUGUAUGACCUGGGUCAAAGUUCUCCAAAGGACCUCCUCAGAAUGGGAACACGUAUGCAUGAGAAGGUAAAAUAACAACCCACUGUUCAUCUCCCAGGACAAACUAGCUAACAACAGCUAUCCAACGUCCAUGAACGUUUCCUGUGUAUUUUCACCUGUCCCCAAAUGAAUAGUUUGGUUUUGUUAUUUUUAACCUGCAAGUCAUGAUCGCGUCUGGUUCGAGUAGAUCAAAUCAACACGGCCACGAUGGCGCACGCACGUGCGGGGCCGGUGGAGACAUGAUUUUUGAGUUAGGAGCUCGAGCAGUUAUCAAGAAUAAUGAACGAUAUGCUCUCAAUGAUCACUGAUUUAUAAAACGGCAUAAACAACUUCUGGUUUGGAUAUAUACCUUUUGUUAAAAAUCAACACAAUCGUGAAAUCUAAAGUGCAUCUCUUGUAAACGGUAAAGAAAAAACACCUUUUGUCCACAGCGAAAGAUUAUGAUGAUAAAACUCUCAAUCCAUAAUUAAGAUCCCAGAUGGUCCAUUAUCUUAAGAUGGUUUAUGGCUGGACAAACAGAAACAUUCCAAGAGUUCAGAACAUCACUCCUGUUUAGUUGUGCGCACAUCAAUGUUUCGACCUUCAUUUAUGGCUUCACGUUACCGUUCCAUCCACAGAAUUAGAACACAUUCUAGUUCUAUGAUUCCAUCACCAUAGGUCAUUCAACGAUCACGUCUGGCAGGAAAAGGUAUUGGGAGAUGAUGCGAAAGUUUAUAUUGUGAGUGAACGUGGUGUGGUGUAUGUUUGAGUGCACGCACUUGUCUGCUGUUAUAGAAUCAAGCGAUACUUGUCAUGUAUUGUCUCAUGGCCUAAAGAACAGUGUUUUAGAGUUUUAUAAAGUAGAGUUUUAUACUUCUGAAUUGACUGUUGUGGUGCUGUAAACAUUUGAACACAAACCCCUUAGUAUAGACUGCAUCGUCUCGCUGGAAAGCUGGUUGCCUGCAUCACUAAAAUACAUGGUUUAUCACCUCUGUUGAUUAACUGAAGAGCCAAGCAGAAUGUCUCAUGUUUUCUGUCAUAACUAAUGUUGAUUCAUCAGGCAGCUUUUCCAACAGGAUGGUUUAUCAUCACAAUGAAGCUGUGAAGUGUUCUGAAACGUCUCUACAUUCUAGAAAGGUUGUUCCGAGACCUUCAGUUCAUACAUUUUGUGUAAUGUUCUGCUCUAUAUGUUCGGCAUUCAAACAUGUAGCAGCACACUUCCAAUGCACAAACACACGGGUCCAGUUUGUUUGGUUGCUGGUUAUGGUUAAAUUCCAUGAAAUAACAAUCCUUCCCAUGAGUCUCAUCUAAUGCUUUUUAGCCUUUUAAAACAAUCAAUUGGGUCCAACACAUAUCAACUAAAUGAGAAAAUGAUGUACUGAAUUCUCAAACAGAAGCACUACCAUUUUUUUACAUGGCUUGCCUAAUAAUGUGUCAACAAAUAUUUCUGCCUCACUCUUGACUUGACAUCCAGGCAGAGAAAUAUAUGUAUGUUUUGGUUGGCUAGUUUGGUAUGUAUCAAACCUAUAUAUCUUUUCCUUUUUUUCAUUAUUUUGUUCCUUUUUUUGUGAUGUUUGACAACAGGUCUACUUUGAAAAGUUCUCUGGCCACUCCAGUUUUUUUUUUUUUUUUUAGAGAGAUGAAACACAGAAAUAGAUUUUCUGAAGAAACAGGGGAUAAUGUUUAUUGCUGCCAUGUUGAGAAAACUCAUGAACUGAAUUGUACUCCUUUGUGUAUAAUAAAUAUUAUAAGUAAAGUUUCACAAUAGAA